Schistocerca serialis cubense is the source of this 3751-nucleotide messenger RNA. RefSeq names its product diacylglycerol kinase 1-like. Gene Ontology annotation, cellular component: plasma membrane. Bases 135 to 2489 code for a protein of 784 amino acids. The transcript has 19 exons. Gene Ontology annotation, molecular function: calcium ion binding; ATP-dependent diacylglycerol kinase activity. The record is from RefSeq and is a predicted model, not a curated record. Gene Ontology annotation, biological process: intracellular signal transduction; diacylglycerol metabolic process; lipid phosphorylation. Lineage: Eukaryota; Metazoa; Arthropoda; Insecta; Orthoptera; Acrididae.
CGUCGGCGAGCAGCCUGGCGCCCAGCAGGCUGGCGGAGCGCCUCGGGCUGGCAGACCGCGAGCGCCAGGCCCGCGCGUCAGACGCCGGCGCGCGGCCCCGCACAGGAAGCGUCGGCGCAGCCGUUCACCCUCUGAUGAAGGUGACACAGGCGUCUCAGUCGUGUUACGACGUACACGAGCGAAAGGGACCAGAGGUAUCUCCCACCCACGAGGCGUCUAGGUCAUCAUCUAAGAAAUCAAGCACAUCUGCCUUCACCAACGGCAGACUAGAAGUUUCGCUUCCAGAGUCGAAAGGCGCUAUACCAAAAAGAAGAAUCAAAGACAAAGACAAAGACAGACACAAAGAAAGAGAAAAAGAGAAAGUAAAAGUGAAAUACAAACGAGAGGAGCUUGACGUCCGGUCGGUGACUGUUCCUCUCAAAGACAUCAUCUGUUACUUGUCCCUCAUAGAAGGAGGACGGCCGGAAGACAAAUUAGAGUUUAUGUUCCGUCUAUACGACACGGAUGGAAAUGGCGUACUGGACACUGAUGAAAUCGACUGUAUCGUAAACCAAAUGAUGAAUGUAGCAGAGUACCUAGGAUGGGAUGCUUCCGAGUUGAAGCCGAUCCUGAAGGACAUGAUGGUGGAGAUAGACUACGACGCCGAUGGCACGGUGUCCCUGGAGGAGUGGAAGAGGGGUGGCAUGACCACCAUCCCACUGCUAGUUCUCCUGGGCUUCGAAUCGAGCGUGAAGGAGGAUGGCCAGCACGUCUGGAGACUGAAGCAUUUCAACAGACCUGCGUACUGCAACUUGUGCCUUAACAUGCUCGUUGGCCUCGGGAAGAAAGGCCUCUGCUGCGUAUUGUGCAAGUACACGGUGCACGAGCGCUGCGUCCAGCGAGCACCUGCGUCUUGCAUCGCAACCUACGCCAAGUCCAAGAAGAUGUCACAGACCAUGAUGCACCACUGGGUAGAAGGCAACUGCCACGGCAAGUGCGACAAGUGUCGGAAGACCGUCAAGAGCUACAACGGCAUCAAUGGCCUGCACUGCCGCUGGUGUCAUCUAACGCUACACAACAAGUGCGCGUCACAAGUGAAGCCGGAAUGCAAUCUGGGUGAGUUCCGGGUGCACGUGUUGCCGCCAACUGCCAUCUGCCCCAUUGUACUGGACAGACAACGAUCUAUCUCCAGGCCGGGCAGGCGUGAACAGCGCCCCGCCGAAGCCGCAGCCGCAGCCGUCCAGUCGGUGUCAGCCGAACCAGUACCACACCCAGCAACAAUAAUGACUGCGACGACCACCAUGACCACCACGACCACCAUGACCACCACGACCACCACCACCGCAAUGGGCCACUACCAACACGCAGAAGGAGCGUACCCCCCAAUGUCCUUCCAGAUAAUGCCGCCAACGAACACGUGUCCGUUGGUGGUCUUUGUAAAUCCCAAAUCUGGAGGACGACAAGGCGAACGAAUGCUCCAUAAAUUUCAGUACCUGCUUAACCCCCGCCAGGUGUACAAUCUUGCAAAAGGUGGUCCCAUGGUGGGCUUGACCCUUUUCAAAGACUUAUGCAACGUCAGGGUCAUCUGCUGUGGAGGCGACGGAACUGUGGGAUGGGUUCUCGAAUCCAUGGAUCGCAUCCAAUACGAACAACAACCAGCAGUUGGGGUCAUACCACUUGGGACCGGAAACGACUUAGCAAGAUGCCUACGCUGGGGCGGAGGCUAUGAAGGAGAAAACAUCGGCAAAAUACUUAAGAAAAUAGAACGUGCUUCCCAGGUAAUGAUGGAUCGAUGGCAGAUCGAAGUUAUUCCAGAGUGCACGAGCGGAGACGAAUUACCGGGAGACCCAGUGCCUUACACAAUCAUCAACAACUACUUUUCUGUGGGUGUGGACGCUGCCAUAUGCGUGAAGUUCCAUCUGGAGAGAGAGAAAAAUCCAGAGAAGUUUAACAGCCGCAUGAGAAACAAGCUUUGGUAUUUUGAAUUCGCAACAUCGGAACAGUUUGCAGCGUCCUGCAAAAACCUUCAUGAAGAUAUAGACAUCACGUGUGACGGCGUCGCGCUGCAGCUGGCGGGCGGCCAGUCGCUGCAGGGCGUCGCGCUGCUCAACAUCCCGUACACCCACGGCGGCUCCAACCUGUGGGGCGACCACGGCAGCCGGCGCAUCUUCCGCCGCCGCCGCAAGCGCGCCGGGCCCGCCGACACCGGCACUGCCAUUCAAGCCUUCAAGGCGCAGGACAUCGGCGACCGGAUGAUUGAGGUGAUCGGGCUGGAGAACUGCCUCCACAUGGGACAGGUGCGCACGGGGUUGCGAGCGUCUGGUCGCAGGCUGGCGCAGUGCUCAUCCGUCAUCAUCCGCACUCGCAAGCGCUUCCCCAUGCAAGUAGAUGGAGAACCGUGGAUGCAGCCGCCCUGCACGAUUAAAAUUACACACAAGAACCAAGUUCCAAUGUUGAUGGCUCCACAGCCGGAAAGAGGAAGAGGAAUCUUCCGUUAUUUAAGGAGGUGAACCAUUUACCUCCGUGAAUGAUACAGUGAACUGCUCUGAACUGAAUGGCAGUGAGCUUCAUUUGUACUCUUUGAACUUCAAGCAGUGUACAACGGCGUCUGAAAAAAAACAAUUACUCCUAUCUCAUGACAUUACUUUUGAAUACAAGAAUCACUACUGAGUACAUAACUGAAAGAAGAUAUAUUCACCAUAUGACACAGUUGCUUGACUGGGGUCAUAACUGCGACUGUAGCCCAGACCUACCAUUUUACUGAUCAGUGUCAGUGAGUGUAUUGUGUUUAAUAUUGUGAAACCAUGAUUAUCAGACACUGCUUAGGAAAGUGCAAUUUUUCUUAACAAGGACAUCACUAGCUGCAUAGUGUUAUACUGUUGAAUUUUAUGUGUACAUUCAUGACAUAGUGGAACAGUGUGACCCACAGUGUACAUUAUUGUAAAUAAAAGUAGAAACAUAUUGCUCAACAGGCAGUGUGCUAAAGUGGAAAUAAGCAUAAAUAUUCUAAACAUAUAGUAGCACUGCAUGAUGGGAAAACAAAUAUUUUUGUCAGUUUCAACUGGUAACAUGUGUGAAAUGAAUAGUCUGUAAAUAGUUCUCUCUAUAGUUCUCAGUCAUAGCAAUAUAAUUGUCAUAAGUGCAAAUAAUGUAUAAAUUCAAAAGCCUUUUUUCUGACAUCCAUGUUUCUUGUACAUAGCUAUUUAAACAGAGUGGAGAAUAAAUGAGCAAACACAAAUUUGAUAUCUAUAUACACCAGUUUUGCAUGUGAAAGAGAGAGAGAGAGAUUCUUUUGUGAGGAACAUUGUAUGUCACAGAUGCACAUUUCCAAACAUAUAUCCUAUUUGUUAUGUGACAUGCUAUGGUUUCAUUAUGUUAGCCUCUAAAACAAAUGUAUCUAUAGUAGCAAAUAUUUGUAUGUGUAACAUGUUCCUUGACAUCAUUCAUUUGUACAUUUACAAAAUGUAUGAUGUGAUACAUAUGAGUAAUGUAACCUUACUUUUACUCUUAUCUUUUUAAGUACACACUCAAGCUCACAUGGGGCUUAAGAAACUCUAAUGUUAUAUGCUCAUAAAUAAAGAUAUGAAAAAGUCAGAGUAAAAUUACAUACACAAGUUAAACUACAAUACUCAUUUCCUUCUUAAGUAAAUGGUCUUACUGAAAACUGUUUAAAUGCAAUUUCUAUAAAUACACUGGAGACACCAAAUAAAUAAAUUUUUGUAUAUUAUAUCCAUUUUAAAAGUUUGGAAUACUUAUUGUAGUCAAAUUAUUA